Messenger RNA from Penicillium macrosclerotiorum, 885 nucleotides. Its product is annotated as SDR family NAD(P)-dependent oxidoreductase. NCBI's taxonomy places the organism in Eukaryota, Fungi, Ascomycota, Eurotiomycetes, Eurotiales, Aspergillaceae. The record is from RefSeq and is a predicted model, not a curated record. Bases 1 to 885 code for a protein of 294 amino acids. Gene Ontology annotation, molecular function: oxidoreductase activity, acting on the CH-OH group of donors, NAD or NADP as acceptor. The transcript has 4 exons.
AUGGCUCCCUCCGAUCGCCUCAACCAGGUCAAUAAGCACCUCAACUACCCGGCCGGCAUGCUAGCCGGCCAAGUCGCCAUCAUCACCGGCGCAGGCCAGGGCAUCGGCGCCGAAGCAGCUCGGCUGUUCGCCAACGAAGGCGCCAAAGUCAUUGUCGCUGAUAUCGAUAGUAAAAAAGCCAAUGCCGUCGCGGACGCCAUCAACGGGGUCGAGCCGGGCCGCGCUCUCGCUGUUGUCGGUGACAUCCUGGACGGCGAGUACAUCGCCAAUCUGGUCAAGCAGGCCGCCGACUUUGGCGGUGGCAAGAUCCACAUCAUCGUCAACAAUGCCGGUUUCACCUGGGACGGGGUGAUUCACAAGAUGACCGACAAGCAAUGGGACACCAUGCUCGCCGUCCACAACACAGCACCCUUCCGCCUCGUCCGCGCCGCAGCGCCCUACUUCCGCGUCAAGGACCAGCAGCCACGAGUCAUCAUCAACAUUAGCAGUACAAGUGGCAUCCAUGGCAACGCCGGACAAGCCAACUACGCCGUCGCCAAAGCAGGUGUCGUCGGGUUGACGCGCACGAUCGCGAAAGAAUGGGGCCCGGCGUUUGGCGUACGCUCCAACACCAUCGCAUUCGGCUUCGUCACGACCCGGCUGACCGCUGCCAAAGAAGCCGGUGCAUUCAUCACCACGCCCGACGGCACUAAGGUUGCCCUCGGCAUCCCCGGCAAGCAGCUUGACGGCAAGAAGGGCGCCGAUGCCGACGCCUACCCGGAUAUCCCGCUGCGGCGCCCAGCCAGUCCUGAAGAGGCGGCGCGCGCGGUCCUCGGCGUGGCGAGCCCAUAUUUCUCGUACGUGAAUGGCGAGACGAUCCGAGUGACCGGCGGGCGGAACAUGUAG